CAACGAAUCAACUAUACUUCAGUUGUCGGCUUUUAGAACAUGCAAGGAGGAACGCUAGCGGUGGAUGCUACUUUUCCGCCGUGUUCAUCGUACGUUCAGAUAAACAUCUACGACACAAACGUCAAGAGACUUCGUGAGAGAGGAAUUGACAUUAGAAAAAUAGUCGAGCACUUUGGAUGCAGAUCCGUAGUCAUGGAUGUCCCCUUUGUAAAAGAGAAUACGAGCACAUCGGCUUCGACAACAGAAUCCUUCGGAAAAGACGACCUUGCCGACAGCGAUGCCGGAGGCUCUCAAUGUGCUGUCAUCAACCCACACGGAAAAGAAAAUGCAGACCUCACUGCGCUCGCGGAGUUCUGUUCUCCUACUUUCGUGGACAAUCCGCAGAUAAAGUCGCGCGAUGAUGGCCAAGUGAUGGUCAUGGAGUUCCGCGCUAAGUCGAUUCUCAAGCCCACCUUCGCUUGGCACAAGGGUGAUGAGAUUGUUGCGCAGUCGGAUAGAGUGAACAUAGUUCUUAGACAGGAAGCUAAUGACAUUUAUUAUGCUGCUUUGGAAAUCAAGAAGCCAACAAAAGAGAAGGAUGCCGGUCAGUUUAUUUGCACGGCCAGGAAUGGCUCGGGAAAAUUGACCGCAACUUUCACUGUGAAGUUUGAGGUACCGCAAGGAGCACCUGCUUUCACGCGAAAGCCCCUGAUUCUUCCAAUCACAUCUGAUACUGGUGACCCAGCUAUACUCUUCGAUAUUGGUUUCCAGGCCGAUCAAGAUCCGAAGGUGAUGUGGUUCAAUCCCAAAGGAAAGGAAAUUGUGAAUACCUCUCGAAUUUAUUUCUACACUUGUCCAGAUGGACCAAAGAUCUUCACUACUCAGCUUUUAGUCAAAAAUCAUAAAGUGAGGGACUCAGGAACCUAUGCUUGCACUAUCACGAAUGAUGCUGGAGAGGCAAAUGUUGAGCUAACGCUGGAUGUCAUAGGUGUGGCGAAGGACGAAGGUGAUGACGGAGACGAAGCGUAAAUGUAUGUGCUAAACAACGGAGCAGUCCAAUUCCUGUUUUCUCGGCAAUUCAAACGUUCAACAUGGCUUGUGAAUGACAUUUUUUAGAUCUCGACUGUAUCCCAUUGAAUUUUGACAGAGCGCCGAUGUCUUCAUUUUCAUGAACUUCUGGAGCUUAUAGAGCGGGAUUUGAUUUAGUUGUAGUUGUAAUUUGUUGGCAGUCAUCGCUUUGUUUCUGCGUCUAAAUUGAUCUCU
This is a messenger RNA of Cylicocyclus nassatus, 1242 nucleotides long. The record is from the annotation of a GenBank genome assembly. Lineage: Eukaryota; Metazoa; Nematoda; Chromadorea; Rhabditida; Strongylidae.